Puntigrus tetrazona (Sumatra barb) is the source of this 2064-nucleotide messenger RNA. RefSeq names its product LSM12 homolog a (gene lsm12a). Lineage: Eukaryota; Metazoa; Chordata; Actinopteri; Cypriniformes; Cyprinidae. Gene Ontology annotation, molecular function: RNA binding. The transcript has 5 exons. The coding region runs from base 186 to 779 and encodes 197 amino acids. The record is from RefSeq and is a predicted model, not a curated record.
AUGAGGGCGUGUAGUGCACGGUAGUAAGAUAUUCCUGGUCUACUACUCCAUAGUAAAGUGGGCGUGGCUUGGCUCGCGGCGUCACUUCAUUCAUUCGCGCGGAACGCCUCUUCGCGCGUCCACCGGCGCUGACGCGGCUGCGCGUGUUUACGUGAGGCGACGGCUCCCGUUUCCUGGCGGAGAAGAUGGCGGCUCCUGGUCCAGGGGAGUAUUUCAGCGUCGGGAGCCAUGUCUCCUGCAUCACCUGCCUGGGGCAGCGCCUGCAAGGAGAGGUCGUCGCUUUUGACUACCCUUCCAAGAUGCUGACUUUGAAAUGCGCCCCGUCCAGCGGUAAACCCAAUCUCAGUGAUGUGGUGCUUGUGAACUUGGCCUACGUGUCGGAUGUGGACGUCAUCAGUGACCGGGCUGAAACUCCUCCCCCUUUAGCAUCUCUCAAUUUUAACAAGCUUGUAAAUAGAGCGCGGGCGGAAAAGGAAGACAAGUUGUCGCAAGCUUAUGCAGUUAGUGCCGGUGUCUCUGUAGAGGGCCAACAGCUGUUCCAGACCAUUCAUAAAACCAUCAAAGAGUGCAAAUGGCAGGAGAAAAACAUAAUAGUGAUGGAUGAUGUGGUCAUCAGUCCGCCAUAUCAAGUGGACAACUGUAAAGGCAAAGAGGGCAGCGCUUUAAGCCACGUGCGGAAAAUAGUGGAGAAACAUUUUCGAGAUAUGGAGAGCCAAAAAUCAGUGCAGCAUUCACAGCAAGCUCAACAAACACAGAAAGACUCUGCUUUAUCAUCAUGAGCCCAGGCUCAGAGAGAGGGAACAUUAUGCUGACAAAGGAAGUGUUGUUUGUUUUAAAUUAAUAUUUUCUGAUGGUUUUUUUUUUUUGUUUUGUUUUUUUUUAACCAAUCGCCAGACAAAGGUUGAGAUAGCUGAUACUCAGCGUUUUGAGCAGGGAUGACGGUCCUACACAUCUGAAGAGAAAAACUGCUUCCACCGACAAAAAAAGAGGGCAAAAAUAGAGUGCCCCGUCUUAAAAUAUCAUUUCAUGUAGAAAGCAUUUGAAAUCCCUUCCAACAUCCCACCCCCGUCGAAUCUCCUUGUCUCGGUCCCCUCCUGUCAUCAGAUAACCCACUUGUUCACUUCAUCUUGCUUGGACAGCCAACAAAGAAAUCGCAUUUUCUCUUCUAAUCCAUAAUCUUCCUUUCUACCGUCACAAAAUGUGGCACUAAGUGUGUGAGGGUAGAACAAAAAACUAUUUUCCUAAGUUGUAAAGCCUUUCAAACUGGAUAAAUACAGUUGAAAUUUCGAUUGAGCUGAAGGUGGAGUAAGGGGAAAUUGAAUUGCACUUAGCAUCCACCCAACAUCUAAUUUUCCAAAUCUUUUUUUUUUUUUUUUUUUUUUUUUUUUAAAUAUAUGAAACUCCCUUGUUGUAGUUUUACAUGUCGCUUUUUUUUAAAGUGACAGACGAAGGAGUAACACUCUUGAGUACUGUAAGCAUCCUUUCAGUUUACGUGUAAUAUAUUAUGUUGUAACUCUCUUCCAUAUUUGGUCCUUGCCAUUUUGAAUACCUCUUCCACAGUGGGACCAUUUUCUAUGAUGCAAUGUUUGUAUUAUUGUUAUUAUUUCCAAACGCAUCCAAACUGGAAGGGUACGUGCAGUGACCGAUGAGAGACUCAUGCGUGUCUUCGGUGUGUGUCAGCGUUAGGCGGCUCAUAUCUUGCUCAUCUCUCGCGACAGGACUGAUCUCUUUUCUGAACGGGAAUAUUUGUAAUCACCUUUUCGGGAAAAGGAAACGUUAAAGCGAUAUCUUGCCAUGUUAAGAGACUGGGACGGGGUGGUGUUGGUGGUGGGGGGGCCGGGCAGCACUGGCUCAAAGCCGAAAUCCUCCCGGUCCCAGCCUCGUGAACCUUGUAGCCUGAUGGAGGCUCUAGCAGUGGCGCCAAGCUGUGACGGGCAUCCGCGUUGCACACCAGUUUAUAUCGCUGUGUGCUAACGGGGUUGCUGUUCGCCUAUAGGUUUCUUUCGCAGUAUUUUAUUUUUUAUUUUUAAAUAGUAAUGAAGAAAUAAAAAGAGAAAAAUCUCA